Mucor mucedo is the source of this 2548-nucleotide messenger RNA. Its product is annotated as rab-GTPase-TBC domain-containing protein. The transcript is spliced from 7 exons. Gene Ontology annotation, molecular function: GTPase activator activity. The record is from RefSeq and is a predicted model, not a curated record. The coding region runs from base 172 to 2424 and encodes 750 amino acids. Lineage: Eukaryota; Fungi; Mucoromycota; Mucoromycetes; Mucorales; Mucoraceae. Gene Ontology annotation, biological process: activation of GTPase activity; intracellular protein transport.
ACUUUCUUAUUGUAUAAGGUGAAACGGUGAAACACAAACUAAAAAAGAAAGUUUUUUUUUUUUAUUGUCAGCGUUAUUUAGCCCAUUUCUAAUUUUUUUUUUUUUUUUUUUUUUUUGCAUUUUUUUUUUAUUGUUUUCUCCCCCACAUACUAUUAUUAUAAAGUUUAAAACAUGGAGUCAGCUUAUAAAGAAAGAUUGAGAUACUUUCAACUUGUUUUAAGUACGGAGGAUGAUUGCUUGAACGAACAAUGGACACCUGUAAUUGACAUGAAGUCUUUUCGAGAAGCUUGUUUUCACGGUAUUCCUGAUGAACCGGGCCUUCGUUCAACCGCUUGGAAAGUGCUUCUAGGCUAUUUGCCACCUGACAAAAGAAUGUGGGAAAGCACGUUAAAGGACAAACGAUUAACCUACUAUAAUUGGGUCAAGGAUUUAUUAGAGGAUCCAUCAGAAGAACCACCCUCUGUGGAUCAUCCGUUAAAUGCUGAACGGGGAUCUAAAUGGGCAUCAUAUUUCCAUGAUAAUUCGAUAUUAGAACAAAUUGAUAAAGAUGUACGACGUACUUUACCAGACUUUGCAUUUUUUCAACUUCAUGUGCCUAUGAACCCACUAAACCCAUUGUCACCCUCCUCCUUACCACCACCACCACCACCACCAGCAACAGUAAAAGAGCAUGAGACCGAUCCAUUGCAUGCAGUAGACGAAAUAUCUGAGCCCACCGUAACGAACAAGCCACGUCGAUUUUCAUUUGGUUUAAUGGGUCGUCCUCGAUCUUCUUCUGCUGCCUCUAAGAAAUCUAUGAAACUCACAGCCAGUACAUCAUCCAACCUACCUACCAACAGUACAACCACAAGAGCAAGAUCUAAUUCCAAGAGUUCGGUACGAUCCUUUUCUUCAGGCAUGCUGGAGACAGAUAUGAUUUCCACACCACGUAAUAUUGUACGAAAGCUAUCGACUGCCUUUACCAAUAAUAAGCCCAGUACAUCUACACCUUUCGCACCUAAAUUCGACUACAAAAAGAAGGUGGCAGAACCCAUCUGUCCUUAUAUUUCAUCCCGUCGAACCAUCUUUCGACGUAUAGCCCAUUUAAAUGAGGAAAGGAUGGGAAACCGAGAACAUCAUCAUGUAGAAUUAAAGGGUCAACAAGCGAUGGAUGCAGAUACACAAGUGAUGGAUUAUCAUUGGGAGGCGAUUGAACGUAUAUUAUUUAUUUAUGCCAAACUUAACCCGGGAGUAGGUUAUGUGCAAGGCAUGAACGAGAUUCUGGCACCGAUUUAUUAUGUGUUUGCAGCCAAAGCGGCGGAUGAUGAUCCACCUUCACAAGCAUAUGCUGAAGCAGAUUCAUUCUUUGUAUUUACGACAUUAAUGUCAGAUGGUCGUGAUCACUUUGUGAGGUCAUUGGAUUCGGAUGCGAGUACAGGUAUUCAUGCCACAUUAUGGCGAAUGAGUCAACGUCUGGCCUGGUUUGAUAGGCCUUUAUUUCGAGAUUUGGGAAAGAAAGAUAUCAAGGAGCAAUAUUAUGCAUUCCGUUGGAUUACUGUGCUUUGUUCGCAAGAAUGGGACCUGCCUGAUCUCAUCCGUUUAUGGGAUUCUAUUUUGGCUGAUCGUGGAAUGCAGGAAAAAGAGGGGGGGUUUGAAUUCUUAUUGGAUUUCGCUGUCGCUAUGCUUAUCUGUAUACGUCAAGAACUCAUUCAGGGCGAUUUUGCUGAUAAUAUGCGCAUCUUGCAAAAUUAUCCAAUUGAUGAUAUUCAGAUUGUGUUAAAUUCAGCUUAUGCAAUACGUGAAACACGAUUAGAGGCAGUGGCUACGGGCAAGAUUAUACCUGGAGUCAAUGACAGGCGGAGUAGUGGUAUGUUUGAUUACAGUGAUACAUCCUCUAUUUCGUCUACUGGUUCUGGUAACCGGUUCCGUAAAUUAAAGGAUACAAGCGACAUGGCGCGAGCCAGUUUAGAUUCGUUACGUCGAGGCUCCAAGGAGUCCUUGGAUGAUUUGUUUAAGCGCGGAUUGUCCUUAACCCGGAAUGGCCUUGGUGAAUCUGAAGUGGAUAGGAAACGUGCAUCUACAGGGGAUAUGAUGACGCGUAGUCUAUCACAAAAGCUUGGAUUUGGAGCAGCAGCUAAUCUGAAAGUAAAAAGAACAUCGUCUGUGCGAUCGCAACAGAGUGUAAUAGAAGAUCAAAUUCAUCGUGAUUGGUUACUGGCGAACCAAUUGAGCAAUGGAAAUGAUCAACCACAACAACCACAACCACAACAACAUUAUCAUACGCGACAGAAUUCUAUUAGUUCCAACUCCUUUAUGAAUAGAUUCUCUCAAUUCGUGUCAAGUAAGCCUGUGAGUCCUGUCAUUAAGAAGAAUGAAACCGAUAAGAAUACGCAUGAUACUGUGAUUGGUAGAACAGCACAGCAAGCAUAUAGAGGCCUCGUUUAAUACUAUUAUUUACUUAUUUAUCUGUAUAUUGUGAUUUUUUUCUUUUUAAUUAAAUCUAUUAUUCUAAUUAGAAACUCUGUCAUGCAUUACUACUGUUAAAAAAUAUGUGUCAGGGGUGGGAGAG